Molecule: messenger RNA, 2463 nt
Organism: Paramuricea clavata
Lineage: Eukaryota; Metazoa; Cnidaria; Anthozoa; Malacalcyonacea; Plexauridae
Source: the annotation of a GenBank genome assembly
GAUGAGAAAGUCGGCAAGUCUUGGAAUCAUUCACCUUCUUCUAUUGAUAAUUUCAUACUGGAGCCAGUUCUCAAAUGCUCAGUUGUGUCCCGGAAAUGGUUUGAUGGAUUGCGCUUGUAAUUUUAUAGAGGCCUGUGCGUGGAAUGAUAGAAAGAAAGCAUUUGAACACUUUAAAGGUUCCACUCCACUAAAGCGGUACCUUCCAAAUGGCUUAGAAGUAUUCGCCAAAGAUAAAACAAAGGUAGCUGAAAUUUGUGAACCUGGCUCAAUUGGUAUCUUUUAUGAUUGCGAAAAUCGCAUUCCCCUUGCCGCCACGAUUGUCGUGACUGCAGAACAGUACGAGAGUGGUUACAGAAGAGUGGGGCGUUUCAAGAGUAGCGAAAAUAUUGACCCACAUUUUCAACAAAAUAACGAUGACUACUUUAAAACUUCUCAGCAUAUUCCUUGCUAUAAAACAAUAGGAAGUACUCCACUGUUGACCGAAAAUGACUGGCAUUAUGAAUUAACCCAAAAUUAUAUACAACCUGGUACUCCAUGCAUAAAAUCAGUCAAGUCUCCCAUCGACAGGGGUCACCUCAUUGCUGCGCAUUAUGGUCUUGGACCUGAUAAAAAUAGAGUAGAAGAAACGUUUGUCUACACAAACGCGGUUCCACAAUUUGCAAAACUAAAUAGAGGGCAGUGGCAAAGAUUCGAAGGUAAAGUUAUUCUAUGGGCAAAUGAAAACUGUAGAAGAGCUCCAAUACAUAUCAUUGUUGGCAGUGUACCUUCAACAUUUGCAAAUAAUGUAAAACGAUUUUUUGGUAAACCAGGAUUUAGCGACUAUUUUAAUGAUGGUGAGGGCUAUAGAGUUAAUGUGCCUGCAUACAUUUGGACAGCAGCGUGUUGUUAUUCGCCAGGCUCUUUCACCAAAAGCACAUUUUAUGUUGCAGAUAACAGACCAGGUCAACGAUUAGGGGUGCCUAAAAAAUUUAGUGAGUUAUUUUCGCACGUUGGAGACAAUCCAAGUGGACCAGCAAAAGAUAUAAAGCUUUUUCCACAAUGGCCAGACUGUCACGAUGAUAUGGGAAAUGUCGAAAUAAUAUCUUAAUAUUAUGCUUUAACCAGUUUAUGAUAUUAAAUCAUAAAUGCAAUAAAUAAUUAGAUCUGCAAUAAGAUACUGCUAGAAGCAAUAAAAGCUAUUCCACAAUGCAUAAGUUAUAAAAAUAGGUUUCUAAAGAUGAUUUAAAUUUGUUAAGUUUCUACUAUUAAUUAAAGAUGCGUUUUAGUCAGUUCUGCGCAUUUGAGUCUCCAGUUUGUAAUACAAACAGAGAGUUUACUGACUAAUCCAGCUACCUGAUUGAUAAUUUAUUUUACUCGGGAAGCAUCACAUAUUUAUUAAUAAGUUAAUUACUAUCUGGGCCCUCUGUGGCCAGCCAUGCACUGUAGGUUUAGUAAUAAUAUUAAUAUAUAUUGUUUAUAUAUCUAUAGUUCCUAAACUAUGAACUUUGGUUUGAUAUCUGAAACUAUAUAUACAAGGACACAGGCGUAAUUAGAUAAUCACGAAUAAGUUGUUAUCUUUGUUAUCAUUAGGGCCAUUUAUACGAGCGAAAAUAAGCCGCGGCCUAAAUAAGCCGCGACUUAAUAAGUCGCGAACGAUUCGUAUAAACAGUCAAUUUGCAAUAAGCCGCGGCUAAAAUAAGCCCAGAGUUGAAAGCUAGGCCCAAAUAAGCCACGGCUUAUUGCAAAUUAAAUUGACUGUUUAUACGAGUUGUUCGCGACUUAUUUAAACCGCGGCUUAUUUAGGCCGCGACUUAUUUUCGCUCGUAUAAAUGGCCCUAUUGAGUCCAUUAACUUUGUCAGUAUUCUUAUUCUUUAUACAGUCCGCAGGUUCAAUUCACCUAACACUCGCUUGCAUGUAGUGACUUCAACGUUUAGAAAUGAAAACUCAAUAAUUAAGUCAUUGUCUUUUUAAGCGCCUUAGAUAUAUAAAACACAAAGGGAAUGUACAGUAUAUCCUGUUUCUUUUCCGCUAUCCACUUCUAUCCGCUACUGACUAUAACCGCAACCCGCGCUACUUUAUCCGCGCCAGUCCGCUCGGAUUGCAAGCGUAAACUUCGAAUAUAUUUAUUUCAAAAAAUAUUCAACUAAAGAAAUCUAGAAGACAAUCAAAGGUAUGCUAGCUAUUAGUCACAACGCCGGGCAUUUAAUUGCAUAUAAUAUGAAACGUUGCACAAUAUAUGCAUGGACAUAUGCAAAAAAAAAAUUACAUGUUGUAAAUGUUUUGCGACAAAUCUACAGUUUCAAUGUCUAGGUAAUUUAAUGUCGAUUAUAUCUUCCUUUGCAAUGAAGCUUAACGUAAUAUGUAUUUUGAUACGACUCAGUGAAAGUAUUACCCUGGAUUCCAGAGCCUUCGAAGUAAAUAAUAAAUUGAAAUGUCGCGAAGGUUCUGGUUCAACGGGGCGAUUCUUUGAUUAAACCGCGCCA